AUGUUCAGUAGGAAAAAGUCGACACUCAUGAGCAGAUAGUCGUGACUCUGUUCGGCAAGAGGUUGUCUAUAUUGCGCUCUUGUAUUCGUGAUUGUGCACGCUUUUUAACCAAUUUAAAAAAAAAAAUAGUUUCUAAAAAAAAGGUCAAUUCUUUUUGUGUAGAAAAAAUUUGAAAUAAAAAUUGCUUUUAUUAAAUUAUAAUUUACAUUUAUAUUCUCUGAGAAAACCUGUCUCUUAAAGAAAGAAUCUAUUUUUGGAUUUAAAAAUUAGUUUCAUCCUGUAUAACAAGUAUUUUUUUUUUUAAUUAUAAAUAAGACGCAGUACAUGGACAUUAAAAAUCGGUUUUUCGUUAUUUAAGUAAAAAUGAAAUAAUUUAUUAAUUAAUAAAAUAAUAGUGUGAUGUGAAAUAUUGAAAGUGUUUUGUGUAACUAGGAACAAGUUGUGGAAGACUUUAAGUGUUGAGUGAAUCGAAAUACUUUGUCUUUAAAGGUGAAGAAGAAUCGAGUUAAAAGAGAGAAAGAGAAGGAGAAGAAAAUACUUGUUUGAAACUUGUUUUGAACUUGGAUUGAUCAGUUGGUAGACUUAACACCGAAUGUCAACUGGUGAUGCAUCCACGUGCUUUUAGCACACUUAAAUUCAUUGUGUGUAUGUGUAAGAGGGGGGAACAGCAAUGUGUGUUUACGAUAAUUCACUCGUGAAGAGUUUUAUAGUUCGUAUAUAUAUCCUUGGGAGCCAUUGAUCUGACAGUCAAGCGAAAGAGAGAUAUCCCUUUUUCUUGCUUUCUCACGAUUGGCCAAGGCGACCUUUUCAAUACAAUCUCCAUAGCAUGAACAUCCCUGGAUUGAACAUUCUCAAACUGAAACGAUAAAAAAAACUCUCUUUCAAUUAAAAACUCAUAAAAAGAUCAAUUUAAAUAAUGUAAUUAAAGGAAAUAAUAGAAAAAUGUUGGAACAGGAGGAUUCUCCCAAGAGGAGAUCAACAUUUUAUGUAUCACUUGAUGGUGAAUCACGUCAAGGAAAAAUAGUUAGUAAAACUAUUUCCCAUGAUGCGGAAAAAUAUUGUAAUACAUUUCCAAUUGGAAACACAACAGCAAAAACAACAGGACAAUUGCAACGAACUUUAAGCAAUCAUGAUGCAUUGACUAAUAGUAGUGUGGUGGAGAAUAAUAAAAGGACUGAUGUUGAGUCACGAGGGAAGGUACAGUCGUUGACGAGAAUAUUUGAGGCAUCGAAAGUUGUGGAUGAGGUUCCAGAGCAGCAACAUAAUAAGAAAAAAGUGGAGAGGACCAGGUCCUUCAAGACGAUAGAAAGGUUUCAGAGCCGGUUUACUGGUAAAAAAGAUUCUGGGAGAAAGGACAACAGACUGAAUAAUACUAUAGCUUGUAUUACCGAUACUACGGAGAAUUAUAGUCAUCAUGAUGCUAGACGUAAAAUUCAUCGUGACGAUGAAGAGGAUGUUGAAAGAACAUCGAUAAUGCCCAAGAUUAAAUCAAGAUCGAGGGAAUCGAGAUCAAUUGUCGAGCAAAAGGUCUCGAAACAAAAUAGUAACAGUGGUGGUGGUAGUAGUAAUAAUAAUAACAAUAAUAAUACAUCAUUCGCUAAUUUGAUAAGGAGGACACAUAGCACAAAAUUAGCAAGAAGUACCAGUGCUUUGGUUAGAGCGGGAAGACAAACAACUAUUGAUGAUUCGAGUCAUCAUGAGGAUUUUUCUACAGAUCAUGAAAAGGAUAAUUUUGACGAUACCAGAAAUGAGUGUCCAGAUGGAUGUGUUUUUAAGGAAACUGAUGUCGAUGGUGGAAUUCAUUCAGAUACCUCGUAUGAAAAGGCUUGCAGAAGAGGAAGUGCACCAGCCACUCCUGUCUUGGGUGCAAGGCCCCUUGAUGUCACCCCCAAUCGAAUUGUCAAUUUCUUCUCGAAAAGGUCGUUCCGAUCAAAUCCAUUGAAGAGGACAAAAAGUGUGACAAAAUUGGAGAGGCAAAAACAACGUGGUGCUGGACUACGUGGUUGUCGAUCGCACGAAUCACUUCUAUGCGGUCAGGCGGUGACCUCGAUGGACCUCGCCGCGGUCACUCCGUUGCAUCCAAGUCUUCUUGGACGACCUCAUUGUUUCCAGGUCACACCCAGCAAUGGUGGACCAAAAUAUUUCAGCUGCAGGACUGCCCACGAGCGAGAUCAGUGGCUUCAAAGUUUACGAAAAUCGGUACAACCGGAUGCUGAGCAAACUCGUCGCACGGAUAAUUCUUUGCAAAUUUGGCUUCUCGAGGCAAAAGGCGUACCGGCAAAAAAACGAUAUUUCUGUGAAGUUUGUUUAGACAGUACAUUGUACGCAAGGACAACUGCAAAAUUAAAAGCAGAUCUUUGCUUUUGGGGCGAGCACUUUGAUUUUCAUCACCUGCCAUCCGUUAACACCAUCCAGGUGAAUCUUUACCGUGAAGCCGAUAGAAAAAAGAAGAGGGAUAAGAACGUGUUGAUCGGAUCAGUGAGCAUUCCAGUUCACAAUGUGACAUCUCGAUAUCUCACGGAAAAAUGGUAUACAGUCGUCGGCGAGAAGGGGCCACUAAAAGAGCCACCGGCACUUCGUGUCAAAUGUCGCUUUCAAUCGGUUGACAUUUUACCGGUUCAGGUUUACCAAGAAUUUCUCGAGUAUCUCAAGACUGAUUACGCGUCACUUUGCGAAAAAUUGGAGCCAGUGAUUGGCGUCAAGGCCAAGGAGGACAUUGCCACCGCUUUGGUUGCUGUCAUGCAACGUGAAAAGAAGGCUCCCCAGUUUCUUGCUGAUCUUGUCAUGAUGGACAUUCACAGAAUAGACGACGAGAGGUUAACCUUCAGGGGUAAUUCAUUGGCGACGAAAGCAAUGGAGGCUUAUUUAAAAUUGACGGGUGAUCGUUAUCUUCAAGAGACCUUGGGGGCAGUGGUGCGUGGCGCCGUUGAAGGUGGUGAUUGCGAAGUGGAUCCAAUGAAGGUCGCCUCGGUAGCUGCACUUCACAAACAACAGCAAAAUCUUCGCGCUGCCGUUGAACUCGCCUGGAAUCGAAUACUCACAAGUCAUGCUCAUUUUCCCCUUGAAUUACGUGAAUGUUUUCGAAUAUUUCGCGAAAGAUUGGCUGAAAUGGGUCGCGAGGAUAUUGCCGAUAAUCUUAUUUCCGCUUCAAUUUUCCUACGAUUCCUCUGUCCCGCUAUUCUCAGUCCGUCUCUCUUCAAUAUUACUCACGAAUAUCCGAACGAGAAGGCGGCGAGGAAUUUAACGCUGGUCGCAAAGACUUUACAAACUCUUGCCAAUUUCACGAGAUUCCAAGGCAAGGAGAACUUUAUGGAAUUUAUGAACGAUCUUCUGGAACGAGAAGCGCCUUCGAUGAAAGACUUCCUGCAACUUAUCAGCAGUCCCUUGUCGAAAGAAACAUCAGCGAACAAUUCCCUGGAGUUUGACGGCUACAUUGACCUUGGCAAACAACUUUCGCUACUUCAUGCGCUUCUUCGAGAAAGUGUUGCCGCUACAACAUCAACAUCGCCCUCAUCGCCUCCAUCACGAUUACCAGAAAUUUUAGAUAAAAUAUCAUCAGCGUUGGAUCAACCUGGACCAAGUCCAAUAUCAACUCUUCAUCGUUAUCCAAAUCUUCAAAACAACAUUUUUCGUUUCAACGAUCCAACAAUUUCAAAUAGCAAUUCAAAUCUUUCAAUUUCGGCCACAUCAACGUUGAGCAAUCAUAGUACAUUAAAUGGGACAAUACGCGACAGUAGCGAAGUAUUACAGACAAAUACACUCGGUCAUAAUAAUACAAGAAGUCCAAAUGUUGUACGUGCCGCAACUCUACCACGUAAUGCCUAUUUACCAACGAAUGGUAAACUGCAAUUACAAAUCAACACUGAUGAUUAUCCCCUCGAACCACCGGCAUUUGUAUCCAGAUCACCAACACCAAUUGUUCGACAACAUAGGCCAGUGAUAAAUAAUCGUACCGGCGUUGGCUAUCGAUUAACAGCAAGUGCAAGUCUUGCUAAUGUAAAUCACUGCCAACAACAUCCAACAAGUCCCACACGAUCCGAAAGUCAUAGCAAUCUCAAGGAUUCAAAUUAUAAUAUAACAAACGUUCCACACAUUAGGCAUAAUAAUAUAACAAGGUUACAGAAUCUCGACAUUCACGAUAGAACCGAAGAUAAUUAUAAUCAUAAUUAUAAUAAUAUGUCCACAAAAUCGACAAUAGUAAAUCGAAAUCAUUUUCACAAGGAAGAAAAUGCAAAUCAAACCCAACAGCAAAAUUACAAUAAUGUUUCUAAAACAACAGUUAAUGCAAAUCCAAAUCUCACACUAUCGAUUAAUCAACCGAAUAAUAAUUAUCAUAAUUCAAAAACAAAUGCAACAAAUGGAAAUCUCGAUGAUUUGUCUGAUUUGUUAAGAUACGCGGAUGAUGAAGUAUCAGAAUCAAAAUCACAAAAAGGAUCACAAAUCUCAAUUUCACAAUUGAGUAACGUUGCAUCGUCGGGCUAUCAAAGUUUCGCUGCCUAUAGUCAAAGUUCAAGCCCCGUGGAAUUGAGUAGUAAUAAUGCGAAUGCUCAUAUUAUAAGCGCUGCGCCACUUGCUUUUGCAAAUCCUGUUUAUCAUAUGGAAUCGAGUCAUACGCGUUCAGGCCGACGUGGUAGUAGCAGUUCAGAGGAGAGAGAAAGAGGUGUUGGUAUUGAGGCUGUUCGUGGUGUUGAUCUCAGUCCAUCGCCACCACCACAGCAAAAUGUAAGGAAUGUUAUACAGAGAAAUGGACAAAAUCAAUGGCGACAAAAUAAUACAGGACAUCGUACGAAUGUUGAACAAUCGCAAAAUGUUUGUUGUACAAAAUUACGACGACGUUUGUCACUUGAUUCGACGAGAGAUUUAUCUGAUACCAGCGAGGAAGAGAAUUGCGCCACAAGAAGAAGUAAAUCACGCAGUCAUCGAAGUAUCGAUCAGGUAGAUAAGUACGAGGUGGAAAUUGAAAGGCUACAGAGCAAUGUGGAUCGUUUGAGAGCGCGAUUAGCAGCAACUGAUGAUACGGAAUUAGAUGGCAUUGGACCGGAUACAAAAAUGAAGAGCAUCAUCUCCAGGUUAAUCUCUGUGGAGGAGGAACUUCGUCGCGAGCAACAAAAGAUGUCGGCGGCAUUGUCGUACAAGCAGCGCGUGAUCGACGCGCAGGAACAGCAAAUAGCUGCCCUGGAUGCGGCAAACAAUCGCCUUAUGUCGUCGAAUACAAGACUGUUGUCCGCAUUAACAUCACUUAAACAACGCUACAAUACCAAGGCACAGCCCAAUAAUGAAGCAGCAUCAUUACUUCAAAAUAUUGCCGACAUUGGUGAACUCAAAAGUUCUUCUUGUUAAAUUUUCAUCAUUUGAGUUAUGAGCACUAUAACCAAGCUGAUGAAGAAGAGAAAAAAAAGAAGAUUUUCUUCAAGAUAGAACUCAAUUCUUGUAGAAUUUUUUUUCCUUACUCGUAUAUAAUUGGAGAACGAUAUUUUUUCUCUAAGCUUUUUUUUCUUGUAAAUUAUGUUAAAAACACGUUUGUUAAUUAGGUUUAUAGAACCUAGAAAAUUAGAGAACAUAUGUUCUUUCGUUCUGGGAAUGAUUUUAGGAAAAAAGUCUCAUUUUUUUUAAAAUGAUUAUUUAUUUUAAUCAGAAGAAUUUUUUUUUUCAAAUUCGUUUCGAUAACGAUUUUUUUUAUUUGGAAAAUUUGUUUUUAAAUUUUUCCGUUUCGAGGGAAAAGGGUUUUUUAAAUUUGAGAUUGAGACAAACUUGUCGAUGUUGGAAAUUCAUUAUUUGUUAUCGAAUUUCAUUUAUUUUGUUUUUAUUUUCUUUGUACGUCGACAUAUGAUAUUUAGAGGCUACCUGUGAAUUGUAAACAAGAAAUUAAAAAAAAAUAGGUAGAAACGAUUUUUGUCAAUUAGUGUUAAGAUACGACUUUUCGAGAAUUUUGACCGCCCUUUAUAGUGACAAUUUUUAUCGAGGAUCGUUUAUCUCGCGAAUGAGAUGAAAAAACGAUUUACAAUAAAUACAAAAAAUUGCCUUUAAAUUCUUUUUCAAGUAACAUUUUUUUUCUUUAUUAUAAUUUUUUUUUGGUAAAUUUUUGAUAAAAAAGAAAGGCUUUUUGCAAAGGAAUUUAAAAAAAAAAUGUCCACCCCAAAAAUUUGUAUGGAGUCAAAGAAAAAUGUUUUGUAUAUACUUAGCAUCAUAACGCACAAUUAUUGUACGACACAAUAUAUUUAAAAUAAGCCGUUGAAUCUCCGUAUAUAUAUAAACUUGUAACUUAAUACUCAGAGAAUUUUUUUCCAUGUAUUUAGCGAAGCUCUUUUGUUUUUCAAAGAGAGUUCUAAAGCGAAAUUUUAAAGAAAGAAAAUUCAGAGCUUCGGGACUAAAAAGAAAAUAAUUGUCUCGAUCAAAGCAAAUAUACUUUAAAUGCGAUAAAAUAUUUAUUUCGUAGUUGUUACCAAAGAUAAAAAAAGAAAAUUCUUUCUGUAAAUUUAGUAAAAUUUUUUUUUCUUUUGAUAAAUUUAACAAAUUUGUAAAAUUUUGGAGUAAAUUGUCUAUUCGCAAUUUACAAAAUUAUAUAAUUCUAUAAAUUUUGUAAAAUUGAUCAAAAAUUUAUAUUCAAUUUUUUCAUAAAUUCAGCGAAUUUGUAGAAAAAAAACAAAUUUACACGCAAAUUUUGGUAAAUUUAGCAAAAAGGUAAAAUUUACUAAAUUUACUAUAAUAGAAUUGUAUAAAGAAAAACACACAAAUGUCGUGUAAGAUAUUUCACACUGCCUGUGUCAUUUUUCAAAUUUCAUUUCCGAAUUUUGAUAAUUUUUAGAAACUUUUUCUCAGGAAUUCUUUCAUUUGUAUUAUUUAAGAAAAAACAAAAAUUUCUAAGAAGAAAUUUUUUUUAACGAAAGAAUUCUUGAAAUAAAGUUUCUUUCAUACAUUUAUACGCAAAAUUUCUCAUUGUCAUUGCUUAUUAUCGGGGUGUUUUUUUUACAAAAAAAAAAACACAAAUUCUUCAAUUUCCGGCAAAAAAAAAGUUUAUUUUUUUUGCUGGACACAGUGCGUACCGCAUGACAAUUAUUAAUUAUAUAUAGCGUUUCAUUGCUGUUUUCUGUUUCUUUAAACUGCAGCAAAAUUGUUAUAAGUUUUUUUUUUUUUUUUUUUUUUUUUUUUUUUUUUUUUAUA
This is a messenger RNA of Leptopilina boulardi, 7161 nucleotides long. It is a transcript of the gene raskol, whose product is annotated as disabled homolog 2-interacting protein. Gene Ontology annotation, biological process: regulation of GTPase activity. Lineage: Eukaryota; Metazoa; Arthropoda; Insecta; Hymenoptera; Figitidae. The transcript has 10 exons. The coding region runs from base 943 to 5340 and encodes 1465 amino acids. The record is from RefSeq and is a predicted model, not a curated record.